Juglans microcarpa x Juglans regia is the source of this 1179-nucleotide messenger RNA. RefSeq names its product U2 small nuclear ribonucleoprotein A'. The record is from RefSeq and is a predicted model, not a curated record. Gene Ontology annotation, biological process: mRNA splicing, via spliceosome. Gene Ontology annotation, molecular function: protein binding; U2 snRNA binding. Bases 194 to 1057 code for a protein of 287 amino acids. NCBI's taxonomy places the organism in Eukaryota, Viridiplantae, Streptophyta, Magnoliopsida, Fagales, Juglandaceae. The transcript is spliced from 8 exons.
CUGCUCUUGUAGAAGGACUAAUUCGUAAACCCGCGAGAGCGCCGUAACCCACACUGCGCAUUUGCCCGACUUGGCUUCAAAUAUUUUGUUAGGGUUGUUGGUCGUCCAGCCCUCCAUCCGGGUGCAGCAAUCACCUCAGCUGCUUGCUGCUAUUUACUGUUCGUUCAGCCAGAGACGCUGGGAAUAGAGAAAGAUGGUGAGGCUCACUGCCGACUUGAUUUGGAAAAGCCCUCAUUUUUUCAAUGCCGUCAAGGAGCGAGAGUUAGAUCUUCGAGGUAACAAGAUUGCGGUGAUAGAAAACUUGGGCGCUACUGAGGACCAAUUCGACACAAUUGAUUUGUCUGACAAUGAGAUUGUUAAGCUGGAAAACUUUCCUCAUCUUAAUCGUUUGGGCACAUUGCUUAUAAAUAACAAUAGAAUUACUCGUAUCAAUCCCAACAUCGGAGAGUUCUUGCCAAAUUUACACACUUUAGUUCUUACGAACAACAGGCUUGUCAACUUGGUAGAGAUUGAUCCUCUGGCAUCCCUUCCAAAGCUGCAGUUUCUUAGCCUGUUAGAUAAUAACAUCACAAAGAAACCAAAUUAUCGGCUGUAUGUCAUUAACAAACUAAAGUUCCUUCGGGUUCUAGAUUUCAAGAAGGUGAAAAACAAGGAGAGAAUGGAAGCAAGAAAUUUGUUUGCAUCCAAAGAAGUUGAGGAAGAGAUUAAAAAGGAAUCCGCAAAGACUUUCACACCUGUUGAGGUACCCAAAGUUUCGGAAGUUUCAGAGGAAGAACAAACUCCAAAAGUGGCUGCCCCAACACCAGAGCAAAUAAUAGCUAUCAAGGCUGCCAUUGUGAAUUCACAGACUCUUGAAGAGGUUGCAAGACUUGAAAAGGCAUUGAAGUCAGGUCAGCUUCCUACAGAUUUGCAAGCUUUGGUUGAGGAUACUCAGGCAAAUGGUGUCAAACAAAAGGACGAUAAUAUGGACUCCGAUAGUCAGAAUGAGGAUGACAGUGAGCCAAAAGACGUGGAGGAACAAAGGAAUAAUGAACCUGUACCCAUGGAACAAGAGUGAAGGGUGGUAGCUUUGGAAUCCAGUCGCCUCAGUCCUCAGGAAAGCUCGUUGCCCCUUUUGCAGCGGCUGAUAAUUCUACCGUUGGACUUCAUUUAGGAUAUUUCUCUAAUAUUAUGAUUACU